Molecule: messenger RNA, 4648 nt
Organism: Cuculus canorus (common cuckoo)
Lineage: Eukaryota; Metazoa; Chordata; Aves; Cuculiformes; Cuculidae
Gene: PPTC7
Product: protein phosphatase targeting COQ7
Exons: 6
Coding region: 244-1137 (297 amino acids)
Source: RefSeq, a predicted model, not a curated record
GGGAAGAUGGCGGCGGCGGCGACGGGCGGCGCGGCGCGGGGGCGGCCCCGGCGGCUCUGACCGCAGCGCAGCGGGCUCGGAGCGCGCCCGGUUCCCCUGGGCGGGGGCGCAGGCAAAGCCCUCCCCGCGGCGGGGGCGCGGCGCGAGGGGGCCAGGCUGGCGCGGUGCGGCGGGCGCUGGCAGGCGGCGAGGCGGCUGCGGCGGUGGCUGCCCGCGGUGCUGGCGCUGGGCUGCUCCCACGCCAUGUUCUCGGUGCUCUCCUACGGCAGGCUGGUGGCCAGGGCGGUGCUGGGCGGCCUCUCCCAGACGGAUUCCCGCGACUACAGCCUGGUGACGGCCAGCUGCGGCUUCGGCAAGGAUUUCCGCAAGGGCAUCCUCAAGAAAGGCAUGUGCUACGGGGAUGACGCCUGCUUCGUGGCCCGGCACCGGACGGCAGACGUGCUGGGGGUAGCAGAUGGUGUAGGUGGCUGGAGAGACUAUGGGGUUGACCCUUCUCAGUUCUCAGGGACUCUAAUGCGAACAUGUGAACGUUUAGUAAAAGAAGGACGGUUUGUACCAAGUAAUCCUGUCGGGAUUCUCACCGCAGGUUAUUGUGAGCUGCUGCAGAACAAAGUACCUUUGCUUGGGAGCAGCACAGCUUGUAUAGUAGUUCUGGACAGAACAAGUCAUCGUUUACACACAGCCAACUUGGGAGAUUCUGGAUUUUUGGUAGUCAGAGGAGGAGAAGUAGUACAUCGGUCUGACGAGCAGCAGCAUUACUUCAACACUCCGUUCCAGCUGUCCAUAGCUCCACCAGAGGCAGAAGGAGUUGUCUUAAGUGACAGCCCCGAUGCUGCCGAUAGCACUUCUUUUGAUGUCCAACUCGGAGACAUUAUUUUGACUGCCACAGACGGACUGUUUGACAACAUGCCUGACUACAUGAUUCUUCAAGAGCUUAAAAAGCUGAAGAACUCCAACUAUGAGAGUAUACAGCAGACUGCAAGAAGCAUCGCUGAACAAGCUCACGAGCUGGCAUAUGAUCCCACUUACAUGUCGCCGUUCGCACAGUUUGCGUGUGACAAUGGAUUGAAUGUGAGAGGGGGAAAACCAGAUGACAUUACCGUCCUUCUUUCUAUCGUAGCCGAAUAUACAGACUGAUCUGCCCGGAGCGUCAGCUUCUGAUGUUUGCAUUAUCCCUGAGCUCCUAGCUUCCCACGUACGGUUUCCUGCUGGCAGGAGUGCUUUCUUUCUUCGCAGCUGAUCUCAGCAGCCAGUUCUCGAGCUUGUUGCCUGCCUUGAGACACAGCCGAAGUCCUUGUUAAGAACCACUCUCCUAGUACACUGGUCUUUGUCUGCCAGCAAGAAAUGAAGAAGCUCAAGGCUUGAAGCAUGUCUCUCAGAGCUUAGUCGUUGUCCUGAAAAGGGAGGGUCGAUCCCACAUCGUUAGUGCGUUUGGAAUGUGACUUGCUUUCAGAGGAGUAGCAUUGGUUUAUCAUCUUUCAGACUAGAUUCAGUAGAUAACACCUCUACCGGGGGCAUAUUACUCUAUUUACUAGAAACAUUCACCGUAUGUUGAAGGGUGCGUUACCGAGCACCGUGUCAUAAGCAUCGUCUUGUUACAGUGAUAGCUGAGGUUUCGUGUUCCUAAGCUCCGGUUUUCAGGAGGUUUGUAACUGCUGUAAACGUUCUGCUCUUGCCAUGCGCGGUGUCAGCCUACGAGCCUUUUCUAGUACAGAAUUUCAAACCCCAUACUUAGUUCAAGUUCUAUGGAUGCAAAUGUGUUUUGUGAUUUCAGGUGCUUAACUGUGAUCUUAAAAGUUCUGCAGAUCAUUCAUCCCUACUGGGCCUGGUAUCUGGAUGUUUUGGCUGUGGAGAAUUCUUAUUUUAUUUUUUAAACAAAAAUUUUCUCUGUGUCUCAAAGUCACACUGGCCAAAGCUGAGGUCCUUUCAGCAUCUGAACCCAUCUUGCCAGCAUGGGAUGAUGUGGCAUAAAUGCUUCGGUGAGGCUGCACAGAGAACAGAUUGACCUCAGCUCUGAACCUCUUCACUUCUGGUAGAUAACUCUGUUGUUAAUGAAGCAUAAUUGGUGUUAGUAACGGCCAUUCCCACUUGCGUAGAACAGAGUAAGCUGCACACAGUGCAGUCCCGUUGAUCCUUAUCUCCCUGGCUCAAACAAGCACCUCUCUGUUUCUGCUGUGGCCGCAGCAGCAAGUCCGGAAAUGCAAAUUCUUAAUGAAUGAUCAGAAAAACUUACAUUUCAGUAACUAAAUUUUAGGGUUUUCAAAUGAACCUUAAUGAUGUUUACAGUUACCUAAAAGCCACUUUCAAUAUGACAUUUCCUUUUGAAUUGCAGUAGCUCACACUUGUUCCCCCCGUUCCGGCAAGCUUUCCUUUUUCUUUGCCGAGGUUCAUACAAAAAGCCGAUAGCUGUAAAGAUAUAUAUAUUUUUGGUCAGUUUUUCAUUAACUUUUUUGCUGGUAGAGAAGUAUGUAGAAAUAAAUUAAAGCCAUGUUUUUAUAUAUAAAAAGUCGGGUAAUGUUGCUGUUUAGGUGAGUGCAGUUAAACUCGGUCAGUAAAUAAUCUUACCUGCUCUCAAAAGGAGAUUUUUACUACCUGGUUUAUUGUAUUAAAACUGUUUAAGUUUGAGGUUACCUCAACUUGUUUAAAGAAUUUUUGUGGACUUGUACUGUAUAUUUGCGUAACUAUGUCAAGCUUUUAUUUAAGAUCAUUUAACAUGUACCAUGUACAUGUCAUUUUACGAUAUUUCAAUGCAUCAUGCUUGUAACAGGCAUUUCAUUUAUAAGUGAUUAAUUUGGAAGCUCUUCAGUAAUUUAUCUGCUAUUCCUAAAUUGGCGUAAUGUUAGCGAUCUAUUUUAAAUCACCUUGUAAUUACUUGUCAAAAUGCCUUAACCACCCUAACUUGACCAAAAUCUUAUUUUGGUGAGGGCACGGGGAGGAUUGUGUAAUGAAGAAUUAGUUGUUUGCCAUCCGUGGAGCAGUGAGCGGUGGAGAACUUUGCACAACGUGUCAGUCCUUGGUGUUUGUUGAAUCUGAACAAGCUGUACCUAUAGCUGUCUUGUUAGAAGGAAUGUAUUCACGCUGCAGUAUAGGGCUUUGUUUCUCACAUUUGAGAGGGGCCUCUCUCUCAAAUCUGGGUGUCUUUACGUUUUUUUUUCUCCAGUAUUUACUAUCACGCUUCUCGAUUAGAGCAGAUUUGAUCAAUUACUCUUUCCCUUGAACUUACCUUACAAGGCCACCCCUGCAGACCUGGACUGGGUCACACUGGUCCCUGGCACACUUGUCCCCAGCCCUCGUUAUCCUCUCCCCCACUUUCCAGAUCCAGAUGUAUGCGGAUCAGAUAAAUGAGGAUGGUGAUGGUGUUGCACACGCUGUGCUCUGCCUCUGUUGGGCCAGGGUCUGGCAUCCCUGAGCAGAGAUUCAGCCACAGUGUCCGAGGUGGAGCUGUGCUGCUGGGUGGGUGGGAUGCCAGGCCUGGCUCCCGCUCUCCAGACCGCCCUGAGCUGAGCAGCGUCUGCAAAGCCAUUUGCCUCAUAUCACGUAGUGGGAUUUUUGUCUUUUAAUAAAGAACAAAUUGGGGUUUUGAUUUACAAAUCAUGAGUUUAUCCCUCACCAGACACACCAAAGACCAGUAAAGCUGAUAGCUUUUCCAUCUGUUUAUAAAGCAAUACUGUAUUAUAAAGAAUUGAUAUUUUUAUCACAUGCUUGAUUGUUUUUGUUUUGGUUUUAUUUUUUUUUUUUAAGAUGUGCACUCUAAACAUAUCAAACCUAAUUUCUUCCUAUGAACUUAAGCUGUCUGCGCACAACAGAUUUUUGGAAAAGGAAAUGACAGGGCCCUUAACUAAUUUUAAACAAUGCAUGAAGCAGUAACACUUCCUAGGAAUUAGUUUAUUGUGACUAUUCACGAGAGGAACGUACAAGAAAGGUGUUCCAUGAAACAGAAGCGGUGAGCAGAGUGCAGGCUGAUGUUCAGCUGCUGCAGAGGGGGUGUGUUUGUUACCAGGAGCCAGUGGCUCGGGAGCAGUGAAGGAAAGGAAGAGUUUUAGACACCUCUAACCAGGUACCAUCGCAGGGCUGGCAGGAGCUGAGGGUCCUGCAGCAACUGGGUACCUGGGUAAAACUGGGCAAAGAUGUGGUGAGUUGGAGAAACUGUGGUUCCUUGUUACUUUCGUGGCUAUCUUUGGGAGACCUGCAACAUACAGCUUCCUUUGAAAUGUACUUUGUGUUUAUGAAGAAGGUAUGGCUGGAAAAAACCAAAACAGAGACCAGGUUUUGGGACCAGAGAGUUAGGACGGAGUUCAGGGAGAAGGGAGCAGCGAAGGUCUGGCAAAGAUGUGAAGGGUUUUGUGAUGGAACCUCCAUCUCUCCGUAACGGACAUCCUUUCUCCAGGGGGAAAAAAACAGAUUGUAUGUAGGAACCGACUGUAUGAAGUAGUUUCUUACAAAGAUAGCUGAAAACAUGAAAUGAAUCUGAGUCUGUAUCUAAUGAGGUUGCUUUUUUGUUGUUGUUAAAUGAGACUAUCAUCUAUGCUUACCUAAGAGGCAAUUAUGUGAAUUUCUUGUCUGAGGUAUAACUUAUGCAGGAAUAGUUCUGUAAAUACAUUUAAAUGAAUUGUAAAGAUAUUUAAUAAAUAUAGUAUUUAUACUAAAA